Messenger RNA from Trypanosoma grayi, 709 nucleotides. RefSeq lists its product as hypothetical. The record is from RefSeq and is a predicted model, not a curated record. The annotation marks the transcript as partial. The transcript has a single exon. NCBI's taxonomy places the organism in Eukaryota, Euglenozoa, Kinetoplastea, Trypanosomatida, Trypanosomatidae.
AUGGAAGGGAAAUCGCAGUUGACAAAUCUACAGUGUUGCAAGAUACCAAAGAACAUUGGCAGUUGCAGUCUCAGCGAUAUGGGCCUCUCUGAACCUGUUUCAAUCCUGCGUCGAGGCAGAAGGAAGACGAGACUACUGGCAUCUAUGGGACUGCAGUUGAGAGACAUCCAGGUGCUGUGUCUGGUACUGAUGCUUGUGGCUGAACCGUUUCUUCGCUGUGCUGCUGCUGCGGCUGGUGGCGUGGUCCCCCGAACGAGAAUGGCCACGCCUGCAGCCGACGACGAUCCCUCGGUGACACUCACGAACUGCUUUCCCAGCGUAAUACUCAGUCCUUCCAACAUCCCAUACACCUGUGAAGUUAACAAUGACCAACCACUGAUUGGCUUGAACCUCUCCGCCUCGUACUACACCCCAAUAGGUCUCAUUACUGGGUGGCCGGCGACUCUUGUCGAGGGAACCAAUACCAUUACAUUCAUGCCUAUUUUUGGGGCACCUUCAGGACGUUGGGGCUUGGUCAUAACACGUAUUUCGGUUGGUGGAAACUCUUACGUUCCUCUGUCGACCAAUAAGAGCAUGGAAUUCAUGAUNACCUCUCCGCCUCGUACUACAACCCAGCAGGUCUCAAUCCUGGCUGGCCGGCGACUCUUGUCGAGGGAACCAAUACCAUUACAUUCGUGCCUGAUCGUGGGGCACCUUCAGGACGUUGGGA